Molecule: messenger RNA, 1164 nt
Organism: Jatropha curcas
Lineage: Eukaryota; Viridiplantae; Streptophyta; Magnoliopsida; Malpighiales; Euphorbiaceae
Gene: RAB6A
Product: Ras-related small GTP-binding family protein
Molecular function (GO): GTPase activity; GTP binding
Source: RefSeq, a predicted model, not a curated record
ACGCGCAAAGCCGGAAGCCCGCAACUUCCAGCUCACUUGCCUGACCAUAGUAGCCCAGUAGUCCUCUCUCUCUCUCUCUCUCUCUCUCUCUCUCUCUCAUAAUUCUAAAAUAUAAAUAACAGAAAAAUAUCGGACAGUGUUCUCCGAUUUCGCUAUCUCGGCGAUCGACCCGGCGAUAUCGUCGAUAAAUUCUCGGCGAGAUCUCGACUUCGGCUACCAGCUUGAUCUGAUCCUUGUUUAGAUCCGCAUAAUGGCUCCAGUUUCGGCACUAGCCAAGUACAAGCUGGUGUUCUUAGGUGAUCAAUCUGUGGGUAAAACCAGUAUCAUCACUCGUUUUAUGUACGACAAAUUCGACAACACUUACCAGGCAACGAUUGGUAUCGAUUUUCUAUCAAAGACAAUGUACCUUGAAGAUCGAACUGUUAGAUUGCAACUCUGGGACACUGCUGGUCAAGAAAGGUUCAGAAGCCUUAUUCCAAGCUACAUUAGGGAUUCCUCUGUAGCUGUCAUUGUUUAUGAUGUUGCAAGUAGGCAGUCAUUCCUGAACACUUCAAAGUGGAUCGAAGAGGUUCGUACUGAGCGGGGCAGUGAUGUCAUCAUUGUGCUUGUUGGGAAUAAGACCGACCUGGUGGACAAAAGGCAAGUUUCAAUAGAGGAAGGAGAAGCUAAAGCUCGUGACCUCAAUGUCAUGUUUAUCGAAACUAGUGCAAAGGCUGGCUUCAAUAUAAAGGCACUGUUCCGGAAGAUUGCAGCAGCCUUACCGGGAAUGGAAACACUUUCUUCAACUAAGCAGGAGGACAUGGUGGAUGUCAAUCUGAAGUCUUCCAAUGCAAAUGCAUCGCAGUCUCAAGCACAGUCUGGAGGAUGUGCCUGUUGAUACACACAAUUGAGAACUAAGCUUUUCUUUUUUACAGCAUUUCCUUAAAUGCUUAUGUGAUCCUACACAUGUAAAGUUUGUGACCCUUUUCUUGUAGCAUUCUGUAUUUGGCUUUGUCUCAUUGUUAAGAGAUCUUGCCAUGUCAAGAGGAGACCAUAUAAUAGUUAGGCUAGUCCUAAGCUUGUUUUAUAAAUGUGGUUCUUGUGGAACUAGAAGUAAGAACUGUGAAAAUCUUCUGUUAGAUUUAAAUUUGGUUUUAUAACUGAAAAUGUUACAGUUGAGUUUUA